AUGACGGUGAAACUAAUUGAUGGAAGGUGGGAGGUCAUAUUUUUUGUGGCAGAGCACAACCAUGAGUUGAUAACCAAGCCCUCUCUCACAAAGUACCUGCUAUCACACAAGAAUAUAUCGCCCAAAGAAGAGGCAUUCCUGAGAAUAUUGGACGACUGCAAUCUUGAGACAGGUCAGAUGAUGACGCUCAUGUCCACGUUCUAUGCGAACGUGUUUAUUGUGCCGUACACCACAAAAACAGUCAGCAACUUCCGCUCGAAGAUCAGGUCUGAGAGGAAGGGUGAUGACAUGGCUGAAACGGUGUCAUACUUCAUGGCGAAACAGGAAGAGGACCUAUCCUUCUACUUCAAUGGGAAGCUAGAUGAGAACGAGAGGGUGGAGUUGCUGUUCUGGGACUAUGCUAUGAGGGCCUCGAUUGCAAACGUGUUCCCAAACACCGUCCAUCGCAAUUGUCGAUGGCAUAUCAUGAAGAAGGCACAAGAGAAGCUCGGUUCUUUUUUGGGUAGGAGGCCUGCUGUGUCGCAAGACUACAAUGAGUGUGUUGAUAUGAGUAUGACUCCAGAUGAGUUCGAGCAGAAAUGGGCAACUUUUCUUGCGAAGCACCAGCUAGAGGAGCAUGCUGACUUUGCGCACCUCUACAACAUAAGGAGGACAUGGCAAUAUGAGAAGAUCCAGGUUAAGAUCCUCGUGAAGGAAGGGGGCAACGACUACAGGACAGAUCAUCUAACGCAAGCUACUUGGUCAUCCUACCCCAUUGAGAAGCAGGCUUUCGCAACUUACAUCCGUGACAUCUAUGUGAAAUUCAGGGAUGAGUUCAUGUUGACAGGGAGGUACAACGUUCGCCCCCAGCAGAGCGACCUCUACCGGCUCGAGCCCAACAUGACGUACUGUCAAUUCUAUGGUAGUAGAAGUUACUUGGUUCUUCCUCGAGUAGGCGACGAGGAGUACAGUUGUGAGUGUGGUAAGAUGAAGCGGGAUGGGUUGCUGUGCUGCCACAUCUUGAAAGUGUUUACUCACCUUGGGAUUGAUGAGAUACUCGGGCGGUAUAUCAUGAGGAGAUGGACACAGAAUGCUGUCCCGUGGGAAGUUGCUCAUCCAGAUGAGACGCAAUCAGACGCCUUCCCGCCGGAAUCAUUGAAGCAAAUAAGAAUGGAAAGAUGCAAAGAGGAGGAGGGAGACAGCAGCAUGUAA
Molecule: messenger RNA, 1191 nt
Organism: Brachypodium distachyon (stiff brome)
Lineage: Eukaryota; Viridiplantae; Streptophyta; Magnoliopsida; Poales; Poaceae
Product: protein FAR1-RELATED SEQUENCE 5-like
Exons: 5
Coding region: 1-1191 (396 amino acids)
Molecular function (GO): zinc ion binding
Source: RefSeq, a predicted model, not a curated record